AUGCAGUGCGAAAAGGGCAAAUGGAAGACGCUGGAUCUCGAGAAAAAAGAAUGCAAGAAGUUGUUGAAGGCAAGGCCUUCUUUCCUGAAGUGUUGGCGUUCAAAUCCGCAGAAGUUGAAUUUGCAAGAUCCAGUUCGGGAGGUGCAGCUGUUGAAGGGCCCGCCGGUGGCGGCGCUGCUGCUGCUUUCCGCCUCGCCAGCCGCAGUCUCACUGACACGGGCGGAGCAGAUGGUGGCGAACACGUACAUCCGCGUGGACUCCGCGGAAGCUUCUUCUUUUUUUCCAAGUGUGGGCCGCGGCGGCCUGCGGGAGUUCUCUCCAGACAAAGCCUUGACUCGCGGCUCGGGCUACUGGUGCUCCGAGGGAAACCACCGCAGAGGCGAAGUCGUCAGCUUCACAGGCCGGCUCCGAACGCGGAGGUCGGUGGAGGGCCUCGAGAUCCACUGGGCCUACGCACCCGGAAAGGCUGAAGUGAACCUGGCGGCCGUUGCAGUGGCGGUGGCGGCGAGUUUCGACGGCUCGGAGCCUUUUCAAGAAGUGGUUUCUUUCCAAGACGUGAAUUCUGCGGGGCCUCAGUUUCGUCAAGUGUUGACUUUUCCGCGGCCGGUGGAGUUGAAGGCUUUUCGGCUUUUCAUGAAAGACCCGCAGAGUCAGUACUUCGGGAUUAGUUUGCUGCAGCUGCUGGGCGGCGGUUUUCCCGUAGUGCGCAUUCAAAGCGGCAUCACAAGUCCCCACCAGUGCCCCGCCUCCGCAGGCCAGCUGCGAAACCCCGUCCUCGGCCGCUGCGCCGUCCUGAAAGACAACAACGUAAAAGACGGAGGCGAAAUCGUUUUGGGAGACUGCGAAGUUGAAUACAACUUCCAAGACGGGCGCAGCGUUUGGGAGUUGCAGGCGAACAACCAGCUGCUGCUGCUGCGGGGCAGCAGCAGCUGCUUGUCGCAGGAAGGCAGCAAAGCUGGCAGCAGCGACGUGGCGCGGAACGCAGAGGCGCGCAGCAGCCACUCGCGGGCGGAGGGUUUGCAUGCGCCUGCUGCUGCAGUGGACAGCAGCAGCAGCAGCUACUGGGCCUCUCCGGAGUUUGCGAAAAAUGCUAUUCCCCCUUUUGUGGUUUUUGAAGUGGACUUGGGCAAAGCCUUCAAACUCCAACGCGCUGAGAUCGACUGGGAAUUCCCUCCGCUUUCUUUUUCUGUCUUUGCAAGUUCUGACAACUCCAACUUCUUCCAACUCGCCAGACACCCCGCCAACUGUACGUACACCUCAACCGUCGACCUCAAGGCCACCGUCGCCCGCUAUCUCCGCCUCCACCUCGAGAAACCCCACCCCACUUUCGGCGUUUUGAAGGACAAGUUUUUGUACGGAAUAAAGACCCUCUCCGUCUUCAGCAACCGCCUGCGCUCCGUAGUGGACUUCUGCGCAAAGGCGAAGACUGCGGGCGACGCGCGCGACAAAUUUUUUUUCGAGUUGGUGGCCGAAGAGGACUUGGGGGGGCGGCGGGCGCUGCAGCGCGCGGGGGCGUUUGCUGCUGCUGCUGCUGCUGCGCUGGCAGCCAGCUUGGCAGCAGUUGAGGAAGUGCUGCAGCCCCUCGAAAGCUGCUUCAGGGAAAAGAAAAACAAUUUCCACAAACUCUCCCGCUUCCGCGCAGAGAUCGGGGACGCGGAGAGGGCCGCGGCGCUCUUCGAGGAGCAGCUGGUGUCGGUACACCCGAACCCCGCAGUCCCUGCCCUGCCCGGGCUGCAGCAGCAGCACCCCGUGGAAGACUGUUACUCUUUGCAAAAGAUUUAUUCCGAAAAGAGUUUUUCUUUUUCGGAAAACAAAUCCAACUUCGCCACUUCCGGCUUCUACUGGGCCGCCCCCGCCUGCGCCCCGAAGCCCCUCCGCGUCUUCUGCGACUUUCCCGCCGCCGCGACUUUCGCAGCAGUCGCCGACACUGACGGCGUUGUCUCCCUCAAAGCAGCAGCGCAUGCAUGCAGCAGUGAGUCGAGGCUUCUUUAA
This is a messenger RNA of Eimeria necatrix, 1992 nucleotides long. Its product is annotated as F5/8 type C domain-containing protein, putative. Lineage: Eukaryota; Apicomplexa; Conoidasida; Eucoccidiorida; Eimeriidae. The record is from RefSeq and is a predicted model, not a curated record. Bases 1 to 1992 code for a protein of 663 amino acids. The transcript is spliced from 8 exons.